UUUCCCUCAGAAGUGAUUGUUUCUUCUCCGUAAUUUCUUUUUGUUUUGUUGUAAUUUUAUAUUCGGUUUUGUUUUUUUUAAUUUUACGAGUUGGUAUUUGCGUUUCACGGAGAUUCUAUUUGAAAAUAAAUACGUAUAAACUAUCAAUUAAUUAUAAUUAAAAUGGAUAAAUUGCGUCGAGUGCUUAACGGAAAUGAUUCCACACCGGAGGAGGAGAGUAGCAUCAUCACACAGAUUAAUGAGAUGUCAACGCUUAGCUGGUCGACACGCAUCAAAGGCUUUUGCAUUUGUUUCGUACUUGGCAUCUUACUAUCGUUUCUCGGCUCGCUGGCCCUAUUUUUACACAGAGGCGUUGUUGUGUUUGCGGUCUUUUAUACGCUUGGUAAUGUAAUAUCAAUGGCUAGUACAUGCUUUCUUAUGGGUCCUGUUAAUCAAAUAAAAAAAAUGUUUUCAUCCACACGUUUAAUAGCCACUUGCAUAGUACUUGUAGCCAUUGUCAUGACCUUUAUUGCUGCAGUUGUGCUUCAUAAAGCCGGUCUGACUUUAAUUUUUAUCAUCAUACAAUCAUUAGCUAUGACCUGGUAUUCCCUCUCCUACAUACCAUACGCUCGUGAUGCCGUAAAGAAAACCGUCUCUGCUUGCCUUGAUGUGUAGGCAGUAAAUUAUUGAAUUGUAAUUUGGUGCAAAGACAACAAGUAUAAACCUAUCGACAUUAAUAUCAUUUGCUAGUACACAGUAAGGUCUGCAUCAUUUAAUAAUUGAUUUAUUAUAAAAGGAAAGUUCAGUUUAAUUGUUAUAAAAUUAUACCCUUAGCCACUCAGCAUUACAUCUCAUAUGUAUAUUAUAUGAUUUAAAUUUUUAUCUCGUAAAAGGUUAAAAGCACAUUUGAAAUAUAUAUACAUUUAUAUCGGUAAUAAAUUUUGCGAAAUUGUAAUGCGAUGAAAAACAGUAUUUACUAUCUGUAUUGCCUUUGCUUGUUAUCAUCAUUUACUAUUUUACUGCAGCUUUUCAAAGCAGUUUAUAAUUGUCUAUAAAACUCAAAAAUAAAUUUAAAAUUCAAAUUAAUUAUUAAUAUCGGUAUAAAAGUAUCAUGUGUGACUAUCAUGUAUGUUUCUAUGUGGCAUUGGCUACAACCCAAAACAAUGCUAUAAAUGGCUUGUAACUUAUUAUUUGAUACAUAUAAAAAUAUAUCAACUGAACAAAAUAUAUACGAUUCAUUAUAUGACAAUUGGACUAAUUUUAAGCUAAACUUUAUAAAACCUACACUGAUAUUUACGAAAUGCUUUAUUCAUAUGUAUUUAUGUAUAUUUUUGAUAAAUCUAAUUGUAUUAAUUAUAAUAAAAACUUUAAACUGAAA
Bactrocera tryoni is the source of this 1357-nucleotide messenger RNA. RefSeq names its product vesicle transport protein SFT2B. The record is from RefSeq and is a predicted model, not a curated record. Gene Ontology annotation, cellular component: membrane. Lineage: Eukaryota; Metazoa; Arthropoda; Insecta; Diptera; Tephritidae. The transcript has 4 exons. The coding region runs from base 163 to 654 and encodes 163 amino acids. Gene Ontology annotation, biological process: vesicle-mediated transport.